Molecule: messenger RNA, 2321 nt
Organism: Camelina sativa (false flax)
Lineage: Eukaryota; Viridiplantae; Streptophyta; Magnoliopsida; Brassicales; Brassicaceae
Source: RefSeq, a predicted model, not a curated record
AUAGAGAGAGAAGAACAAACCUGUGACUCUCAUAAUCAAAACACACACACCAAAAAAGAAAAAAAAAAAACAAGAACUUGAGAUGGAAAACGGAAGCUCCUCCGGCGACAACAAGUCUUCACCAAAACCGAUCCGAUGCAAAGCUGCGGUUUGUAGAAAGGCCGGAGAGCCGUUGGUGAUGGAAGAGAUAAUGGUUGCGCCGCCGCAGGCUUACGAAGUUCGGAUCCGAAUCAUCUGCACCGCGCUAUGUCACAGUGACGUCACUUUCUGGAAACUCCAAGUUCCUCCAGCCUGCUUUCCGAGGAUUCUAGGCCAUGAGGCAAUAGGAAUAGUGGAAAGUGUUGGUGAAAACGUAAAGGAAGUGGUCGAAGGAGACACUGUACUACCAACGUUCAUGUCUGACUGUGGUGAAUGUGUUGACUGCAAAUCUCACAAAAGCAACUUAUGCAGCAAAUUUCCCUUCAAAGUAUCGCCAUGGAUGCCAAGAUACGAAAAUUCGAGCAGAUUCACUGACCUCAAUGGCCAAACUCUCUUUCAUUUCUUGAACGUCUCUAGCUUUAGCGAAUACACUGUUCUUGAUGUUGCUAACGUUGUUAAGAUCGAUUCUUCGAUUCCUCCUAGUCGUGCUUGUCUUCUCAGCUGCGGAAUUUCCACUGGUGUUGGUGCUGCUUGGGAGACUGCCAAAGUUAAACAAGGAUCAACAGUUGUGAUUUUUGGACUUGGUUCUAUCGGACUAGCGGUUGCAGAGGGUGCAAGACUUUGUGGUGCCUCUAGAAUCAUUGGUGUGGAUAUAAACCCCGCCAAAUUCCAAGUUGGGAAAAAAUUUGGAGUUACCGAGUUUGUAAACUCUUUGACAUGUGAAAACAGGCGUGUUAGCGAGGUGAUCAACGAGAUGACUGGUGGGGGAGCGGACUAUUGCUUUGAGUGUGUUGGAAGUAGUUCUUUGGUUGAAGAAGCUUACGCUUUCUGUAGAAAGGGAUGGGGAAAGACGAUAACUCUAGGUGUGGACAAGCCGGGUUCACAGAUAUGCUUAAACUCGUCUGAUGUUCUUCACCAAGGGAAGAUUUUGAUGGGUUCGUUGUUUGGAGGUUUGAAGGCUAAAACACACAUUCCGCUUCUUCUGAAACGCUAUUUGAACAAUGAGCUUGAAUUGGAUAAGUUUGUGACACAUGAGAUAAAAUUCGAGGACAAGGGAACUUCACAUUGGGGCCACACCAACGUGACCAACCAAUACUCUUUUAUUAAUGAUAAUAAACGCCUUAGCUUGAAACAUUUAUCACCCACUCAGGGACCAAGGAGAACUACUUGUUGGACGGAGUCAAGCCUCUUCUUAAGAAGUUUCAAGGCGUCUUCCCGAGGGAACAAACAUGAGUAUUACCACUUAUCCAAGAGCUUAGGGUGGACAAAGAGGAGAUCAAAGCCAUUGAACGAUGGUCGACCCCUACCAGCAUCGCACCAGUCCGAAGCUUCCAUAAUCUAGUGAGUGUAUUUCGUUGGUUUGUGAAGACUUGUAGCACCAUAGCUGCACCUUUCACCACCAUUAUCCAGAAGGGUGUUGAGUUCGUCAAGAAGCUUCAUGCUAAGAUCAACGACAACGCCUACCACAUCAAAUUACCCGGUGAGUUCCAAACAUCUACUUCAUUCAACGUUAUUGACUUAGCCCCUUUUGAUGUAGGUGAUGGGCAAGUUUUGUGGACUAAACCUUUACAAGGGGGAGGGGAUGAUUUAACCCAGAUGACCGACCCUGAUCUGAGACUAAUGGAUUAGGCCAAACUCCAAGACUAGUACCAGGAGCCAAGACACGAAGCAACAACACAACCAGGACCCUCCGGAAUAAAUGUAAUCUGCUGGCCCCCAGGAUUGUCCAAGAGAAUGAGCUGCAUGAUCAAAGAAUUGUCCGAGAGCGUGAGCUUCAUGAUCAAGAACAAUGUCCAACACCAAUAGCGUCUGAAGCCACCCAGACGGUCUUCACCAUUACCCAAUGGUGAAGACACCAAAGUCAUUAGAAGGAGUCGUACUCUUUUUCCUACUUCGGAUUUUUUUCCAAUGCGUUUACCGAAGGGGUUUUAAUGAGGCAACAAGCUCUAAUACAUCACCACGUCCUUCCCAAUGAUGAGGCGAUGCUAUCCUUUUUUUUUCCUUUCUUUUGAGCUUUCUAGUGAUUGUUAGCUUUGCUUUAUCUAAAGGCCAUGUGUGUGCCUUAGCUUUGACCACAUGUUAGGGUUAUGUGUCUCCCUUUAUGUAAGCUAGCCUAUAUAAAAACAUAGAAUCCUCACAUGUAAUUGAGACUUUUUUGAAUAAACAAAAUUUUUUGUUCAUCU